AUGGAGUUGCCUCCUCCGGGAAACCGGAGGGUUUCCAUCAAUAAUCCUCAAGAGACAUCUGGCAGGGUUCCCACCACCUCAGCCGGGUUUCCCACCCAGCCAUCUAAGGUCUCCUUGAAGCGCUCCACUUACGCCUACAGGCCUUCCAUGAUGAGCAACCGCAGCUCGGGAGGCCAGUCCCUGCUGCCCAGCUCCAUCCUCCAGCAGAAGACCUCCCUCAAUCCGUCAGGCUUCCUGCAGAGCAAAGCAUCCAAUGUCUCUUCAGUCCACUAUGCUGAUGAAGAAGGCAAGCCACUCACGGACAAGAACAAGGACAAAGACAAGGGCAAGGGCAAGGGUAAAGGCACAGGAACUCGGCUGCUGACCAUGCUAAGGAAAACUCUUCAAGGGUCUCAGAGUGAUGAAAUGGCAAUAGUAAAUCAAACACCGAACUUGAUACCAUUUGGAGACGUGGUGGGCUGUCUGGCGAUUCACAUUAAGAGCUGUAGACAGUUUUCUCAGAGGUUCCUUGGCCAACAGCAUUAUAAUCUGUUCAUGCGUGUCUCCAUAAACAACAUUGUGAAAUGUACAAAAAUUCGUCACUUGAAAGCUGUUGACAAUGAAAGGAACCUUGUACUUAGGUUUGGCGAGAUGAAGUAUUUUUCUGUACAGGUUCCCAGACGUCAAGAUGAUGAGCGGAAUUAUAUUUACUUGGAACUAAUGCAAGAUGGAGGAGAUCCAGAUAGCUCUCCUAUUUUCUUAGGCGGUGCAGAAUCACAUCUUUAUGAAGUAAUACAGAAAGGCUGCUUUACCGAAGUGAUGCACUUGAUGCGUAGAAACUCCAGUGUCUGCAGAGUGGAAGUGGAAUUUAUGUUCUCCUAUGGAAACUUUGGUUAUGGAUUUUCACAUCAGUUAAAACCUCUUCAGAAAGCCAUUGAGCCAUCUAUGUUUAUGAAUAUUGCACCUCCUCCAGAGAGAACAGACCCUGUCGCAAAUGUUAUUACUCCGCAACGAGUAGAAUACCCAGCAUUCUUAUCCCCAGAAUUUAAUGUUAGCAUUGGGGUUCCUGAAACCAGCCAGGCAACUGUGGUGCAACUUGAGAAACUCCGUGAGAAGCCCCGGGAAAGGUUGGAAAGAAUGAAAGAGGAAUAUAAAAAUAUGAGUACAUGGAUAGAAAAAGCUGAUUAUUUAAGAAAUCUUAUUAAUCCAAAAAUGAUAAAAAGGGAUUUUAAGGGAAGUAACAUGCCGACUGAAUCAAAUUCUAGUGUAUUAGAAGAGCUUGAAAGAACGACAUAUGCUGAUAUUCACAGAAAAUCUGAAGCUGUUUCAAAUGAGUACGGUGAUAAGGAAGGCCGGGUCAUACCAGUUUUAAAGCUGUUGGACCAACAGUAUUCAGAGAUAUCUUUAUCUAAAAGUAGUGACUCCAUACCGCUGGAAGAUGUUCUGCUGCCCCCCAUUCACAGCCUGCAGAUAAUAGAAGAAGAUGAAAUGCCACAUUCACAGAAGACCUCUGAGCCAGAAGACAGGCCACACGAAGAGAGGAAAAGUAUAGUACUUUCAUCGGAUGAAGAACUAAUGCCCAAACGUCCAAGCAUUUUAAAAAUAAGCUCAUCUCAACAAGAGAAUAGGCGUAAAAUGGAAAAAUCACCACAUUUUUCAGAUGUGUUAAUAAUGCCUGAUAAACCCUUUGAAGAUUUAAACACAAAUAAGAAAGGGAAACCUUCCACCGAGUUAAGGAAAUCUUGGGAAAGACGUCCUACUGACACUGUCUGUAGUCUCCGAAAGGUGGCUUUUGCACAAGAAGAGUACACCAUACCAGUUUGCAAAGCAGAAACUACAGAAUUCAAACCCAAACACCACUUUCAGAAACUCAGCAAGGGUGGUCUUGAUCCUUUUCUAAGAAACAUAAACAGCAAAAUGUCAUUCAGAAAGAAGAAAGAUCACGAUGACGGAUACAGAAAUCUAAGCACGUCAAGUACAGAGAUUUUAGAGCAUGAGGAUCAAGAUCCUCCUUACCCAGGACAUUCAGGGUCUGCAGGACCUGAUGCAGUAUGGGCUGAAAACCCUAGCCCUUUCCCAGUCCAGAUGGUAAACAGGGACAGCUUGCCUCCUGACCCAAUUACAGCCACAAUAAUGAUUUCAGACAGGAAGAAUAAGCUGUCACUUGAUAGUGUUUUCAACUCAACAAACAGUUCAAAUACAAAGAGUAUCUUUGCAAGUGAUAAUCCUGUUGUCAGCCUAACAAAGCUUUCAGAUUCUGAUAAUAAACUGAUAACUGAUUCUACUUUUAAUACAACAAAGCCUUCAAAUAGGAGGCUGUCUAAGGACUCGAAUUCCAAUACAACAAAGCCUUCAGAUAGGAAGCUGUCUAGUGACCCUAGUUCCAGUACAACAAAGCCUUCAGAUACUAAACUGUUCAGUGAUCCUAGUAGCAAUAAAUUGUCCCAAGGUCCUAGUAGCAAUGCAACACAGCUUUCAGGUUCUAAUAGAUUGUCCCAUAAUCUUAGUAUCAAUGGAAAUAAAUCUUCAUAUACUUCAGAUCUUAGUAAGGUAUCCCGUGAUCCUAGUAUCAUCUCAACAAGGUCUUCAGAUCCUAACAAGUUAUCCUGUGAUCCUAGCUUCGUUUCAGCAAAGUCUUCAGAUCCUAACAAGUUAUCCCAUGAUCCUAGCUUCAUUUCAGCAAGAUCUUCAGAUCCUAAUAAGUCGAGCCGUGAUCCUAGUAUCACCUCAACAAGGUUUUCAGAUCCUAACAAGUUAUCCCGUGAUCCUAGUAUCAUUUUAGGAAUGUCUUCAGAUCCUAACAAGCUGUCCUAUGAUCCUAGUAUCAUCUCAACAAGGUCUUCAGAUCCUAACAAGUUAUCCCGUGAUCCUAGCAUCAUUUCGGGAAUGUCUUCAGAUCCUAACAAGUUAUCCCGUGAUCCUAGCUUCAUUUUAGCAAGGUCUUCAGAUCCUAGUAAGUUGAGCCGUGAUCCUAGUAUCAUCUCAACAAGGUCUUCAGAUCCUAACAAGUUGUCCCAUUAUCCUAGUAUCAUUUCAGCAAAGUCUUCAGAUCCUAAGUUAUCCCGUGAUCCUAGCAUCAUUUCAGGAUUGUCUUUAGAUCCUAACAAGUUAUCCCAUGAUCCUAGCUUCGUUUUAGCAAGGUCUUCAGAUCCUAAUAAGUUGAGCCGUGAUCCUAGUAUUUCAGGAAUGUUUUCAGAUCCUAACAAGUUAUCCCAUGAUCCUAGCAUCAUUUCAACGAAGCUUUCAGAUCAGAGUAAGUUGAGCCAUGAGUCUAGUAUCAAUGCAAGUAAGUCUUCAGAUACUAAUCAGUUGUCACAUGAUCCCAAUAUGAUUUCAACAAAGUCUUUAGAUAGUAACAAUAGUUCAGCAAGUAGCAGUCCUACUGUCAAUUCAGAUACUACUAUCAACACAGCAGAACCUCCAGGUACUAAGAAUGUGCUGGAUCCUGAUGUCUCCACAAUAGACUCUUCAGAUAAACAGAGUAAGUUAGAAUGGCUCCCAAAUGUCCAAGGGGCAUCAUCAGUGACUGAAAAUGUAAACACACAUCACCCCUCAAAUUCAGUAAAUUUUACCUCUGAUAUUGAAAAUUUAAAACAGUCAAUAGUACUCAAAUCAAUUUUAAGUAAAAAUCUGCAAGACCUUUCAGAUGAGUUGUUUUCUAAAUCAGAAUUCUACACAAAUGAUGAAGGCUAUUCUCCAUCUCCAAGUGUGCACAGCAGGCCAUCUGAUAGCACAGAUGACAGAAUGUUUGAAAAAGUCCAAGAUCUAAACAGUUGGCGUUCAUCAAAAGACCUUCUAAAUUCCCAGGUUCUUUUAAGUCCUGUAGUUAAAAACAGCCCUCAAGAUUUACUCCCAGAAGGUGAACCAGGAAAAUUUUCAAACAUAGAAGGAUAUGUCACUGAAAAACUCUUAGAGGCUGCUGGAAGAAAUUUUCCAAUGAACAGAAAGAGUAGUUUCAAGAAAAAACAUUUAGUAAGUGAAGAAUCUAGCUCUGAACAUGUUUUAAGUGGUAGCAUAUAUGAGUACGUUAUCAAGCAAAUAUUUACUGCACCCAUAUUCUCACAACUGGGAAUAGGAACAAAGAGCUCAAGUGAGGCCCAGAUGGACUCACAAGAUCAGUUGCUGACACCUUGGGAGAGAAGUGUAUCUUCACACAUUAUCAACUAUGAAGAAAAAGACAGUGACGUUAGCUUGUCACAGUCCAAAUCGAUCAUAAGCCAAAUAAUACAGUCCUUUCCUGUAAAUACUCUGUUAGAAUCUGGGAUAAUCAAAGUGAUAGAACUUGAUAAAGAACAUCAGAACUCUUUGUUGGACUCACAGACAACCUCUUCCACAGAGCAGUAUUCUGAUAGCAGAAGCCAAAUAAAACUUCUUUCCAGGCAGAAUACAUCUAGCAUCAACCCCCUAGACUAUUCUGUGAGUGGAGGUGAAUAUACAGAAGACUGCCAAAGUAUAUCCACUCAAGAGUCAAAAUAUCCAGUACGAGAUGCAAAGUCAGACUCACCCACUGAUACAGAGGAGAUGGAGCUAGGCUCCAAUUUAGAAAGUUCAAGUAGCUCACUAGAUAAAGUUAAAGACACCGACACAACAAAGUUAAAAAACAUCCUAAAAAAUAUCUUCAGUAUUUUCUUCAAAUACAAUCCGUCUGAAAGAAGACAACAACCAGAAAAAGACUCAGAACGUCUAAUUAAACAUUCUUCACCAAGUGGUACAGAACAUUUAGAAAAAAUUCAAGAGACUUUUAACAAAGCAGACAAAAAAGUAGACAGGAAACCCAUUUUGAAUCCAAAGCUGCGUGUGUUUCUAGAGAAACUCUCGGAGACAGAAGUAAAAAAUUUGAAAUCUGAGUUAAGUAAACACAUUCAGCAAUACCUUGUUGAAAGACUUACAGAGUCAGGCCACAUCACCGAGGAGGACUUACCAACAAUCUAUCACAAACUCUAUCUGAUGAACGAGAAAGCCGAGUCAAAAGAGCAAAGUCCCUUUCAGGAGAAAUACUCAGAAACUGUAAAAGAAAUCAUGUCUUUUGUAAACAAUUUUAACCAUCAUUUCAUAGAUAAACAUCUAGAAACAAAGCUUAGAGGUUUUCUAAGUGAAAUUCUCCAAAAUUAUUUCCUGAAGAAUCUUUCAGUGAGCAACUUAUUCAAUGAGACAGAUGCUAUGGCUCUCCAUGCCGGUGGCGUGCCCCCUGUGAGAAAUAAGAGUGAGCCAGGACAAGACAUUGCAGAUGGGAAUUUUGGUUCAAACCUUAAAAUAAACAUGCAAUACCCUGUAAGCAAAUCUCUACAAAAUUAUCUUCAGGAUUUAUCAGAAAAUGAAUUGUUAAGUCUAAAAACUGAUUUGAGCAAAUACCUUCAGGUCCUCUUUAUAGAAAAACUUUAUAAGUCAGGACUGGUGUCAGAAACGCAGCUAAAGGGGAUCAGCCAGGAAAUUAUCUCACUCCAUUCACCUUCCAUACCAUUAAAACACAUAAAAACAAAUUUACCUUUUAGAAAUGAAAGUUACUUUAUGAGGGAGGAUUCACAAGAGCAAAUGAAAUAUUUAAAAAAUGGUCAAAAUGCGGCUUUACACGCGCUGCUUAAAGAUAAUUGCAGAGAAACAGAACUGUCCAGGAAGGAAGAAAGGGAAAGUUCUUUCUCACAAAUUUUAAAAGAAAACCUACCAACAAUAUGGGAACAGAAAAAUAUUUAUACCAGGGAAGAAGAAACACUAAAUUUAAUACAAAUGCAACCUUUCCUCAACAAAAAUAACCAGGCAAAUCCACUAACUAGGUCACCAGAAAGACCUUCAGACAUGUCAUUCAGGAAACAGAAGAAGGAUCAUGGUUUCAUGCAGUUUGCUCAAGUAGAAAGUUCUGUCUACAAAACAGAGAUUCAAGAUCUAUAUGGUUGGGAUAGUAGAUCAAAAACAAUUCAAUCAAAACCUUGCUUUGAAAAGACAUUGAAAAUGAAGCAAUUUGACAAGAGGGAGAACAAUAACUUUUAUAAAUUGACUGCACAGGAAAAGCUUGAUACAGAAUUUUCACCUUAUCUAAAGCUCCCUAAUUGCAAAAUACCAAAAGAAAACGAAUCCAUAAGCAAGCUCUCCUUCCCUACAUGGAAGACUAACACCUUCAUUCAUGUCAAACCAGAGAUUGGGGAACAAUCAAAGUUAGACCACUAUUAUCAGAGACUGAGAGGAAAUAAUAAUAACAAUAAAAAACACUUGGUUACAUUUGCACAGUUCAAGAAUGAAAUGGAAACUCUUUAUAGAAACCCAUAUGAAGCUUGCAAUGAAAAGCGUGCCAAGAUCUCUGAAUCACAGUCAUUUAAAUAUAAAGAAAAUGAGAAAAGCUCAAGGUCAUUCUUCUUCCCAGAAGUAUUGAAGAGAGAAAACAUGAAAUCCAAAAGAAAAGAAAGAGACCACGCCACCAAACCAAAGAAGUCAUUUCACAAGAUAGUUAGGUUUCUACCAGCCACACUGCCCACUACAAGACCUCAUCUCCGGAAGUCUGCGCCAAGGAAUUUACUUCACUGGACUGCAAGGAGAACUAUACAUGAUUGUUUGGAUAGAUUCGACGAUUUACACGCACCCUCAGUUAAAUGUCCUAAAAAAUCAAAAUCAGGAGCAAGACUUUUAGGCAAGAGUCCAGAUGAUUCCCAUAAUCAGGCAAAACACUGUGCACGACCAUACACUGCUCCAGCGCCUAACAAACGACGAGAAAGUGCCGCCUGGAAAUUUGCAAGUCCUCGGAUGGUUUCAGCGGGCUUAGUUCACUUAUAUGCCAACCCAGCGUAUGAAAUCCGUAAAGUGCGGUCCAAAAGAAAAUUAAAAGAGGAUAUUGAAAAGCGUCCGCUCAUUAGUGAGAUUAUCCAGAUGCUAGGCACUGCAGAAUGA
Molecule: messenger RNA, 6855 nt
Organism: Mus pahari (shrew mouse)
Lineage: Eukaryota; Metazoa; Chordata; Mammalia; Rodentia; Muridae
Gene: Catspert
Product: C2 calcium dependent domain containing 6
Exons: 21
Coding region: 1-6855 (2284 amino acids)
Source: RefSeq, a predicted model, not a curated record